Molecule: messenger RNA, 1209 nt
Organism: Rotaria socialis
Lineage: Eukaryota; Metazoa; Rotifera; Eurotatoria; Philodinida; Philodinidae
Source: the annotation of a GenBank genome assembly
AUGUCACCUGUAUUAAUGCUUGAUCCUCGACAACCACUUACUAUUGACUCAUUUGAAUUUCUUUAUCAAGCAAUUGCAAAAGAUGUUAGUUCAAUUUAUGUACCCGUUCGAGAUAGUUUAGCGCUUCUUGCUGGCUGUUAUCUUUUGAAAAAAGUCUUACCAUUACCGUAUUAUUUCUAUAGGACAAUAAAACUUUAUUUUUUUCCUUAUAAAAUUAAUUCUGUAUUAUUAAAAACACCUUUAUCAACAAGCUCGAGUAGCAAUGAUUUAUCUCUAUCAGAUUAUGAUGAACACUGGGCAUUAAUUAAUGAUUGUACGACACCAAGUGGUUGCGCAUUUGCACAAAAUUUAGCUAAACGAGGUUAUAAUCUAAUAUUAGUUUCAACGGAAGAUUUUCAAGAAGAAUUAAAAUUAUUAUCGAUCCAUAUUGAACGUACAUUUUUAAUUCGUACAGUUACAGUUAUCUAUCGAUGGAAUAGUCCACAUCAACCACUUGAAUUGACAACACCAGUAAGAACAGUGGCUGGAACAUGGUCAACAGGUACGCCACCCACAGUUGGUCAAGUUCCAUUGACAAAUAAAUUUCAUCGUGCUGGAUCAUUUGAUCGUCUUGAAACAAUUGAAACCAUUGCUCGCAGUGCAAAUCUUGUUCUCUAUAUUAAUUGUACACGACCAUUCAAUGAUCUACAUCUAUCGAAAACGCUCAAUCCAGCUGAAUUUCAAUCGAUCGUUAAUAAUUAUCUUAUACCACCGAUGCUAUUGGCAUAUAUUGUUCUUCCGUAUAUGUCAAUACGAACUCGGCCUGCAUAUCUACUCAAUAUAGUUCCACAUCCAUCUUGUCUCAACUCUACUCUACAUCGUUUAUUAACAAUUUAUUUCAAUGCACGUAAAGACGAAUAUUCUAAUAAUGGUCUACUUCAUUUUCAAACAGUUUAUUUACCGAUCCGUUGGAUUCGUUCAUCCGCGGAUGUGUCUAAUGUUGAAAAUUUUCAAAAAUAUAUUUUAUCUAAACAUGGUUUAAAUGAAAAUAAUAAAUUAGUAUGGGGUUCAUGUAAACCACAAGUGUAUGUUGAUACAAUACUUAGACAAUUGGGUCGAUGCGAUCGUAGCGCAGGCUAUUGGUUGAAUGCAUUUCAUUUAACAUGUCUUUCAAUUUUACCACGAUGUUUUUCACAUAAACUUAUCGAUUAUUGGAUUACUAUGCAAUGA